Panicum virgatum (switchgrass) is the source of this 1414-nucleotide messenger RNA. Its product is annotated as protein unc-13 homolog. The transcript is spliced from 5 exons. The coding region runs from base 575 to 1336 and encodes 253 amino acids. The record is from RefSeq and is a predicted model, not a curated record. Lineage: Eukaryota; Viridiplantae; Streptophyta; Magnoliopsida; Poales; Poaceae.
GAUAACAUGUUUUGGAGCGGUAGGGAGGACUGGGGGCUAAACAUUGUUGGAUAUUUAGCGUUUUCCCCUAAAUCUCGAAUUAUGAAAUCCAGUAACUGAUCAACUGUUUCCUAGUUAUUAUGCAAUUGAAAUGAAAUGUAAUUGCUGCAGUAGGGACAUGAGGCAUCUUGACUGGGAAUGUUAUUCACGUCCACAGAAGUUGAGAAGUCAUUACAAUAAGGGCAGCACAGCUGUUAGCUCUUAUCUUAAAUAUGCCAAUAUGCAUGAGCCAUUCCUCAACUGUAAGGAGCAUGAUUCUCUAGCAUUUUUUUAAUCUGAGAUGACUAGUCCUUGAUCUUAAGAGCUACCAAGAUUUUUGCCAGAUUUCAGCAUUACAAUGUAAUAAGGUUGUCAGACUGUCGCUCAUUUUUACCUAGUAAAUGCUUGAAUCUCCUCCUUACUGUUUCUCAAGUCCUUUUGUUCUUUGGAUUCUAAAACUCCACUGUUACAGACUUACAGUGAAGAUCAUGAAUUUGAUUGAGUGUUCCAUUCCUCCUUCGUAUAUUGACCAACAAUCGAGUGCUUAUAUUGUUACAUGUAUUUUAUGUGGAGCAUUAUCACAAGUAUAGGGGUAUUAUCCAAACAAAUUUUCUGUUCUGUAAUUGUUGUCAAUUUUGCAUUCAACAGAUUGGUUCGCCGUCAGGGAACUCUUAUUUUUUUUCUUUCGAGACCACAACCAUCUGAUUCUCCUCCAAAGGAGGCAGCACCUAGCAUUGGGCCCCAAGCACCACCUCCACAGGAGAACUCAACUUCAGCAGGACAAUCAAGAGAUUUUUUCAGAGAUGCUAUUAAUACCUUAGGAAUAGGCUAUGUCAAGAAAGAUGAUAAUUCGGCAAAUAUUCCUCCUCAGCAAGUAAAGAAAGUGGAUAUUCUUUCCCUAGGUUUGCCUAGGUUAAGCACAGAACUGUCUGAUGAUGACAUAAGAGAAACAGCUUAUGAGGUGCUUCUCGCUUCUCUAUUUUUCAGUGGAAAAGUGCACUUCUCUGAAGAGAAAAGGGAAAAGAAGCGCAAAUUCUUGAAGGGUCUGAGAACAAAGACAGAAGGAUCAAAUUCAUCACCUCAGGUGGAAGAUGGCUAUGCCCACAUUCUUGAUUUGAUCCGAGUACAAAUGGAGAUUUCAGAAUCUAUGGACGCAUUGACUAAACGAGCUUUAAGACAUAUUAAUUUGAAGAUGGUGAAAGGACAGCUUGAUGUGCCUCGUAUAUCAUUACAACUCUUAAGUUCUGUUGGCAAACUUGAUUUUCCAACCGAAAGACUGUGUGUGCAAUGGCAAAAAAAGACAGGCAAAUGUUCUUGAAGAAUUACUUCUAUUCUCAACAUCCCUUGAGUAUGAUAUGAGUGAAACAUUGCGGAUUGUUCUCUCUAAGCUAAAAGA